Bactrocera oleae (olive fruit fly) is the source of this 1865-nucleotide messenger RNA. It is a transcript of the gene shf, whose product is annotated as WNT inhibitory factor 1. Gene Ontology annotation, biological process: anatomical structure development. Gene Ontology annotation, molecular function: signaling receptor binding. Lineage: Eukaryota; Metazoa; Arthropoda; Insecta; Diptera; Tephritidae. Gene Ontology annotation, cellular component: extracellular region; cell surface. The record is from RefSeq and is a predicted model, not a curated record.
GUCGCCGAGUUCGUACACGCGCAACACAGUCAGUAUUAACUUGAAUGCGAUACGGUGUGAACGUGAACGUGACUUGAUCGCAUCGACGUAUCGACCGAUAAGCGGCUAAGAAAAGCAAAACAAAUUUUCUAUACGAAACUUGAAGCGGGUAAAUUGAACUUGGUGUUUAGUUGAAAUUCUACUUGGAAAGCCAAAUGGCAACAACAAAAGGCUCUGCUUAAGGAGCAUCAUUAGCAAAGAAAAAUGUUUUACCAUACACAGAUGUCAGCAAUCAAGUGGUUCUAUCUAAUAUCGCUGAUGCUGCUAUUUUGCUGGAGUAGUUUGAUCGAAUGCAAAAGGCAGCAAGCGCACGCCAACGAUGCCGAUCACGAGCUUAGGAGUUUAGAAGAUGAGGGCGGUGGUGGAGGUGCCGGAAAUCUGGGGAAUGGACACCAUCAGGGGCAUCGCAAAAAGCAUCGUCAGCAUGACAAUAAGCUGUCAUUGUGGAUCAAUGAACAGCAGUUGAAUAUGCUAAGUGCACUUUUCUUUCCACAAGGAUUCGGUUCGCAUGGUCGCAUCUAUGCCAUUGAAAAUGGUCACGUGUUUAAUUUACCUGAAAUCAAUAUCUAUAAAUUCUUGAUUAUACCCGCCGAAGUGAACUAUGUGAAUUUCACGUGGAAAUCGGGCAGCAGAAAAUAUUUUUAUCACUUCGAUCGUUUAAUUUCCCUGGAUCAUAAUGUUUUGAAGGAUCCCAAGCUUUCGAUUGCGAAAAAAGGACGCAUACCGGCUGAAGAAAAAGAUUUCAGUAUUUUCAUGCCGUGCGUUCACAAUAAUUCAGGGACGGCUAUGUUCACAAUCGGUUUGUCCAUACACAAUCGUCGAGAGAAGCUGUUGCCUGGCACGCCGAUACGUUUGAAUUUCAAAAAGGAAUGCGCACACAGAGGUAACGCUUCCAUCUCUACACUAACAUCUUCGCAAGGUCCGGACCCGGAGUGUAAUUUGAAAUGUGGUGAUAAUGGUUUUUGUAAUCAUAAUAAAAUUUGCCAAUGCAAAGCAGGCUAUACGGGUCAAUAUUGUCAAACGGCCUUUUGUUUUACACAAUGUUUAAAUGGCGGUAAUUGCACAGCACCAUCGGUCUGCACCUGUCCCGACGGCUAUCAGGGUACAUACUGCGAAGGAGGCAUCUGCUCUGAAAAAUGCUUGAAUGGUGGCAAAUGCAUACAGAAGGAUAAAUGCCAAUGUUCAAAAGGUUACUAUGGACUGCACUGCGAAUUUUCUAAAUGUGUAAUUCCUUGUAAAAAUGGCGGUCGUUGCAUAGGCACCAAUAUUUGUCGUUGUCCAAGCGGAUUGCUGGGCAACCAUUGCGAGAUCGAGCGCAUACAACGCUCAACCUGUAGGCGUCCUUGCAAGCACGGUGUCUGUACGGCGAAUAAAACAUGUAAAUGUGAUCGCGGCUUUUAUGGUCGACAUUGUAAUGCAAGAAUUAAAAAACAUCGUAAAAUCAAUAGAUAGGCAUAUUUUAUAUUUUGGACAGAUCUCUCUGCUUUAAACUUUACUACUUCGGUUUUAAUGGAAAUAAUAGAUUUGUAAAAAGUUUGCUGUUUAUUUUUAAUAUGACUAUCGCUAAUCGACCUACAUAUAUACAUACAUACAUACAUAAAUAUAAACUUUUAUCUUCAAAUGUUUUGUGUAAAAAGUAUAAUUAAAACUACUAUAUUAUUCGUCUGCCCAGUAAUGGCACGUUAGAAUCAUUUAUUUCUAGAAACGUUGUGAUAAACCAUUUUUGUUUAAUGUAACAAAAUUUUACUUCAAGGAAGUCUGAAAAUGUCUAAUUUAUAAUUGGAAGUAAGCAUUUUUAUAAAAAUAAAAUAAAAUAUGAAUUUAAA